Molecule: messenger RNA, 1480 nt
Organism: Nezara viridula (southern green stink bug)
Lineage: Eukaryota; Metazoa; Arthropoda; Insecta; Hemiptera; Pentatomidae
Source: the annotation of a GenBank genome assembly
AUGUCUCUGUUGUGGCCGUUGGUAAGUGAAAUGAUGGAGGACAGGUCUAACCGUUCCCUCUAUGACCAGCAUUUUGGCCUUGGACUUCUUAACGAUGAGGCGCUUCGUCCAUUGAACCAGCUCUUGGUAUCUCCGAUGCGUUGUGGUUAUUUGCGACCAUGGAGAAGCAUGGCUUUAGGUGAUUCUGGAAUUUCUACUAUCUCAUCCGAUAAGUCAGAGUUCAAAAUCAACUUGGAUGUUCAGCAGUUCAAGCCAGAUGAACUUAAAGUGAAAGUAGUUGAUGACUAUCUAGUAAUUGAAGGAAAACAUGAAGAGAGAUCCGAUGAACACGGUUUCAUCACUCGUCAGUUUACCCGCCGUUACAAGAUUCCUCAGGAUGUAGAUCAAAGUGCAAUUGAAUCCAACUUGUCAACUGAUGGUGUGCUUACCCUCAAAGCCAAGAAGAAGCCAACACCAGAAAUAGAAGGCAGAACUAUCCCAAUUGUUCAAACAAAGACGCCAGCGGUGACUAAUGAAAAGGAUAAGAAAAAUAUGGCGGAUGUAGCUCCAGCCGGUGGCCGAGGAGGCUUUAGAGGAGGUUUCGGAAGUCGUGGCAGUGGACGUGGUGGACCACGAGGAAGAGGACGUGGGCGUGGCAGAGGCAGAGGACGUGGUAAGGAAGGAGAGAAGGAAUGGCAGCCAGUUACAAAGUUAGGUCGUCUGGUCAAGGAUGGAAAAAUAAGAACCCUGGAAGAUAUAUAUCUAUUCUCUUUACCCAUCAAGGAAUUUGAAAUUAUUGAUUUUUUUAUUGGUCCUGUAUUGAAAGAUGAAGUUCUGAAGAUCAUGCCAGUUCAAAAACAGACUAGAGCCGGGCAGAGAACAAGAUUUAAGGCCUUUGUUGCUAUUGGAGACCACAAUGGACACAUUGGUUUGGGCGUGAAAUGUUCCAAAGAAGUGGCUACUGCUAUCCGUGGUGCUAUUAUCCUUGCUAAGCUCUCUGUCGUUCCAGUCAGGCGUGGUUAUUGGGGUAACAAGAUCGGAAAGCCCCACACUGUACCUUGCAAGGUUACAGGAAAGUGUGGUAGUGUGCAAGUGCGUCUUAUUCCAGCACCCAGAGGAACUGGCAUUGUAGGUGCCCCUGUACCCAAGAAGCUUCUGCAGAUGGCAGGUAUUGAAGAUUGUUAUACAUCUGCCACAGGAUCAACUGGCACUCUUGGAAACUUUGCAAAAGCUACGUUUGAAGCCAUAUCAAAAACAUAUGGUUAUCUGACGCCAGAUCUCUGGCGUGAUGUGCCAUUAUCUAGGGCACCGUACGCAGAAUUUUCAGAUCAUCUGCUGCGGAACCAUCAUGCCAAAGCUGUUCCUGUUGAUGAAUGAUUAUUAAGCUCUUCCUCUAAUUAAUGAUAAUAUAAUUUAUCUGAUACAAAUAAUAAAUUAACUUUUAUUAGAAUAUUAAUUUAUUUUUCCCAAAUUAACUUAUCUAACUUAUGUUUAUAAUGGU